AUAUAUGACGGUGCAGAAUUUGAGCAGUGGUGUAGCCGUGUCAGUCCAAGGAUAUUCACAGUGGGUGAGAUAUCUUUUACUGGAUCAGCUUCUGCUGGGGAGAGAAACAAGCUUUCGAGCCUGUCUAUUCCAAGUUCUGCUGCUGGGGCAGCUCCUGCCACAGCGUCCUGGGAGUUUAGUCCAGUCUCUGCCGAGGGGAGAGGAUCUGGCGCUGGGAUCUCUGAAAUUGAUUGCUGCCUCUGGACUGGACCCAAUUGCAGCUAGAGAGGAACUGGUCAGAGCCCAGUGCCCACACCCCAGCGUUCAUCUGUCUUGGUGAGAGAGGAGAGGUGACAAAAGGCGUGGAUCCCAUGGCUUUAGAGCAGUCGCUCAGUGGAAGACAAGGUGACUUGCUUCACCUUGGACACAGGAAACCAGUUAAGUGGAAAGUCCCCCUGAUUGUCGGUGUUGUACUCGCAGUCGUUGUUGUGAUUGUUGCUGUUCCCAUGAUACUUUUGUCCGUGAAAUCUCCACCCGAAUCCAAGCUGGCUCAUGUCUCCACCCCAACCCAGCUAAAUGCAAAACGCCCUACUGUCUGCUGCCCGGAUGGCUGGGUCGGGUUUCGAGGGAAAUGCUAUUAUUUCUCUGAUACCGAGGGGAUCUGGGACUCCAGCCAGAGCCUCUGCUCUUCACUCAAUGCCUCCCUGGCUGAGAUCGACACCCAGAAAGACCUGAACUUCAUUAUGCGAUACAAAGGCCCCUCUGAGUACUGGAUUGGCCUGAAGCGAGUAUCGGCGCAGCUCUGGCAAUGGGUGCAUGGCGAACAGUUCAACAACCUGAAGAGUUCGAGUGGAAUGAGUGAUGCAGGAAGGGGGCGAUCCUGAGGGGUUUCACUGGAUGGGCCCGUCCGAUGGGGCACAUGCCCGGCCCCUGCCAGACUCUAAUCACCGGGGCGUCUCUAUCGCAGGUUUAAGGUAAGAGGAGAAGGCGACUGCGCGUACCUGAGCGACGGCUUUGCCACUUCGUCGUGGUGCUCCACGAAGCGCUACUGGAUCUGCAGUAAACCCAACGGGAUGCAAAGGGAGGACGCGAUGCCGGGGGACUGAAGGGCGAAGCCUGGGGAAACGUCUCCAGACCCAGCUGCCUGACACUCCAAACAUCGCUCAAGAAGAUCCUCGAUAGAGCUUGACAGUUGUUUUUUUUCAAUAAGCCUCUCUUCUAAUUUUCUCUGUGUUUUGGCCCCUGUAUAAUCCUCUCCUUCCUGGUUGUGUACUAAGACCUGGUCUACACUUAAAGCUUAAAACUCACUCCUGAAUGCUGUAGUUAGGCCGACGUAACCCCCAGUGAAGACGCAGCUAAGUUGCCCUCGCUACCGUCACUUGGGAAGGCAGAGUUCUUACAGUGACGGAAAACCCUCUUCUCCCGUGGUAGGAGGUGUCUAUGCUCUGGGGCUAUGGCAGCGUAGUCUGCCGCCAUGUCCCCAUACCGUAGAUACGGAUAAAACCCCUUCCCAGCUUCCACUGCUGCUGUCUGUCAGGGGGUGUCUACACCUCAAUGAGGGUACGUGGGGGUUACGCUAGCCAGCCAGGUCUUUACCCAGGGUUCCAGCCUGCGCGGCUGCGGCAUCAUUACUCCAGUGCUAGCUAGAUUAAACUUAGCUUGUGUACGUUACAUUAACUGCAGCCAGACCCUGUGCUUGCAAUGUAGACGUACCCGCAGCUCUGCUGGGCCGGCUGGGCGGGGAGGCAGCACAAUUGAAACAAUCUUAAAUAGCAACAGGGUAAGAAAAUCCACAGCAAGCAGAGAUGUGAAACGCAACAUCCUCCCAAGGGAAGGAAGCUGCGGCAAGACACAAGCAGCCGGGCUGUGGGUUUUCUUCGGCGGUUGCAGAGCCAGGCUCCAUUCGCUCAUGCUGUCUCCCGACACCGAGCAACAAAGUUGUAAGUUAAGGCUAAAUGGCACCGGGAUCUGAACUCACCAAAGGGCCCUUUGUUGAUGCUCAUUCAGAGCUGCCUCCUGCAUAGGGUCGACUGGGGUGUGUUGUCUCCCAGAUCAAAACGUAGUUGUUCCAUCUUUGAUGGAGAGUCUCCGUUGUGGAACCAAGAAGAUAAUUAAGGAGGGCCAGAAAUGAGAGGCAGGUUCAAAUGGAAAUCGAAAUGUCUGUAUGUUUGAGAGUGUUAGGGCCUUGCUGGGCUUAUUGAGACUGGAAAGGGAAGGCCAGGCGUGCGUGCCAGAAGUUGAUAACUAGCUGGGAGAGCUAGGAGAACAGGCAUGGAGGCGGCUGCGGAGAUGCCGAGGAGCGGCGUUUGCCCUUGUGAGAAGGCAGCCGGCUGUGUACUCCGUAGUAGCAAUGCGUCACCAGUGCAUUCCAGCGAUAGGAACUUGCCUACAAACUCCUAGGCAGAGCAAACGCCUUUUACUUUAAUUUAGGCCUCUUUACGAGUGGCAGGCAGAGAAGCUGAGGUCUGUAGAACCCUUUCGCUUGCGCUUGACUCUCCCCGUGAGCAAAACAAACCGCAAAAUCCGAUUCAGGGUAAGCGGGUGGGUUUCCUGACUUUGCUAAAGAAACUCUGAACUUUCUAGUGCAGACUCAGCCUAAGCGCUGCCGCGGGAGCACUCCCGCAGUGCUUUGAUGGGCGAGUCUGGGUAUUUUGUAGCUGCACCAUCUGUUCAGACCAUGGGAGGCUGAAUCUAAAUAAUUGAAAUGUGGAAAGUCUCACAACUCGUGCCAUGGAGUUUUCACCUCUUUAACGAUUUGCUGUUCACUCCUUUUGUUUUAUAAAGUUUGAUACGACUUAGUCAUUCCUAUAAGCUAACUGUAAAAGAAAAAAGCACCUUAUUUUUCCUUCUGUUGUAAUUUGCUCAUAGUCAUUGCUCAUAAAGUUUGAGGCUGGGGGGUACCUCUUGUUUUGUUUAAUCUGUCUCCCCUCCUUCUCACUUAGAGACAAUGGAGUAUUUUCUAACGAAAAGUUUGUCAGAAAAUAGGUCUUCGUUGAACAUGAAUGGAUGAAACUUCAUUUUCAGUGAGUUCAUCUUUUUCGUUUUCUGAAGUUGUUUUUUUUUUUUUCUUUUAAUUUAUUAUCAAAACCAUUUCAGGGGGAAGCCCAACUUUUCCAGAAUUUUGUAAAUGUCUUGAACUGUGGAGUUUUUUUUCAUUCUUCUCUCCACUUUCUGGCUGCCUUCCAACUUUUGCCAGGCGGAAACGAGUAAGAGCGUUUCCGAAAGUAAUGCUUUGUGUUCAAUUAACCUUUCAAAGUGAAGGUGUUCCUUAAAAAAACUACAGGAGUAUUUGUGGCACCUUAGAGACUAUUGCUCAAAUAAAUUGGUUAGUCUCUAAGGUGCCACAAGGACUCCUGUUCUUUUUGCGAAUACAGACUAACACGGCUGCUACUCUACCUUAAAAAAACUACCCCCUUCACAGACCCAUACAAACCCUUUCUCACUCGCUGUCUCCAAAGUGGAAGAAAUUGGGAAUGAAUAAAAACAUGUAAAUGGGGAAAGAAGUUUUUGCACUUAAAUUGUUCCAUUAGGAUGUUUGAAAGGGGAUAUUUUUUUUCUUGUGAAAACUUUAGUAAGGCAAAAUGCUGCUUUUCCAGCUCUAGUCUUUAUUAUGUAUUGGUUUAUUUUUAUUUUUUCCCCUGACCCAGUGCCAUCUGCUGGGCUGGAGAAGAUGCUGCAAUGUUGUCUAGGUUUAUUUCAGAGCCCCCUGAUCUGCUGUGUAGAGACCAGGGCUGGGAGGAUCAAGGUGGAUUUGAGCCUAGCUGGGUGGCUCUUCCAGGCGAUCCCAGUAUGGAAAUAUCCACUGCAAGCAUUAAAAUAGGGGGGAAGCUAAUAUACCAAUCAGCGAUACAAACUCAAUACAGUGAUUAUUGUACAGAUUUAAUGUGCCUAGCUCUGUGACUACUUGCACUUGUAAUUAAAAUAAUUAUUCAACAUUCA
Molecule: messenger RNA, 3918 nt
Organism: Chelonia mydas (Green sea turtle)
Lineage: Eukaryota; Metazoa; Chordata; Testudines; Cheloniidae
Product: C-type lectin domain family 2 member B
Exons: 7
Coding region: 351-863 (170 amino acids)
Source: RefSeq, a predicted model, not a curated record